GCGUGUCGUUCAGAGAAUACGGAAUAGUGUCCGGAGAUUUUGGGGAAAACGGAGGAGCGACGUUGACAAGCUGAGCCGAAGAGAAUGAACAAGCGUGGUAGGGGUCAGGUGAACGCGUUCAACCUGGUCCCUGUGGUGGAGCAUGUCCUACCGAGAUAGACCAAGGACUGAGGUGGAGUGCAUCACCACUGCUGAUAGAUCUCUCUAUGUUGGAACUGCAGACGGCCUCAUAGUGUUCUACCAGCUAGAAGAGAACCUGAGUCCUCUUGGGAAGACCAUCUACCAGAGCAAGGUCAAGGGACAGAUCCAACUUGGUGGAGACAAGCGUAAGCCGAUCCAGCAGCUGACUGCAGUAUCAUCUCAGAGAAGACUGCUGGCCCUGGUAGACGGCCUCCUCUACCUCAUGAACAUGUCCACUCUGGAGCUAUAUGAUACUGGACAGAGGAUACAAAAGUUGAACUGCUACUGCAUCAAUGAGAGUAAAUCUCACCAGUCCUCUGCAGGUCCCUUCGAGGUGAUCGUGGCACCCCAGCGAAGGAAGCAGAUCCAGAAGUACACAUUGAGUGGGGAGAGAUUCGGGCAUGUGAAAGACUACAGCAUCCCAGAGCCUGCACAUGCCAUGGCCAGGGAUGGUAACUCGGUGUGUGUAGCUCUCUCUGGACAAGAUGGGAAGUAUGUCAUCAUCAACAUCCAUGAGGGAAAUAUGUUUGACAUACUGAGCUACGAACCCGGAUCUACACCUUUUGUUAGAAGAAUGGGGAAAGGAGAGUUUCUGGUGAAUGCCGGGUCAUUUGGAAUCACUACCACAAUAUCAGGCAUCUCCAACAGACCCCCGGUGGAGUGGGGUAGUGAGUUCCCUCCCAAGGCAGCCACCUACGUCUUCCCCUACAUAGUGGCCUGGUCUCAGGAGGCUGAGGUCAUACGAGUGUUCAACCUCAUCCACCAGAAAUGUGUCCAGGAGAUCCCCUUCAAUAAUGGUCGAUACAUGAGUGAGCUAUCGGGAAAGUUGUACGCAGCGAGAGACAAGUCUAUAUACCUACUCUCAGCCAUGCCACUCAAAGAACAGGUGAAUGAUCUACUGGAGAGGGAACUGGUGGAGGAGGCGGUGUUACUGGCAGAGACUGUGGGUGCUCUUGAGGCCAGCAAGAACCCCUCAGCUGCUGUAGAGUACAUGAAUGCGGUGAAGCUGAAGGCAGCGUUCAUCUACCUGGCCACCGGGUCCUUCUCUCAGGCGGAGACCCUUCUUCAUGAGAGCGGCUGCGACCCACGAGAGGUGAUAGUACUGUUCGAAGGACUGCUGCCCCAAAGCUCCACCUUUCAGCCAGUGGCCAGCCACCUCCACAGUCUCCCCUCCAUCCAAGCCAUUGCUGAGGCCUCAGAAGGAGGCGUGGUCCUGAGAGAAGCCAAGAAAUUCCUCAUCCGCUACCUCAAAGAAGUUCGGACCACUCAACUGGCUCUCGGGAGGAGAGAGGAUAUAGACACGUCCCUGGUGAAGCUACUGGCAGAAGAUCACUCUGCCUCCCUAGUUCCCUACAUCACCAACCACGACCUCCAUCUCUCAUUUGACGAGACCAAACAGGCCCUCGAGGACUACAAGUGCUACCAUGCCCUGGCCCUCCUUUACUACUACUCCAACCAGACAAAUGAAGCCCUCGGGAUCUGGACCAGGAUAUACGACAAGCAACUGAGCGACUCUCAGUUCCCUGGUUUCAGCUACAUCAUCGAGUUCCUGUCCAAAUGUGGCAUCAUCGAGGUGGUGCUGCAGUACGCCAAGUGGGCUCUGGACAGGAACCAGGAGGUGGGCGUCAAAAUCUUCACGGAGCGCUUGGAGGGAGAGAAGAGCAAGCAGCUGGAGCCGCCCUUCCUUCUGGAGUACCUCAAACCUUACCCCGAUGCCACCCUCCUCUACCUGGAGUACCUCGUCAAUGACCGGAAUUCCACUGAGGAGUCAUUCCACACCCAACUGGCCAGCAGCUACCUGAGGCAGCUGCUCGGACUCAGAGAAGAAACCUCUGCACCUGACAGAGAGCUCAAGAGAGCCAGAGUGAAGCUGCAGGGGUUUCUAGAGUCGUCAACUCGCUACAACCCGGCCUGUCUGCUGUCUGAGGUGGUGGACACUGACAUGUAUAGAGAGUGCUCUGUCCUCUAUGGCAGGAUGGAGGAGCAUGAGAAAGCACUGAGUCUGUUGGUUCACAAGCUUCGAGACUACCCAAUGGCCCAGGAAUACUGUGAGGAGUACUCGAAGGGGAAAGGCCGGGUGUAUCGGCAGAACCUGUACCAGACACUGCUGAGAGUCUACCUACAGCCACAGGAUAGGUCGGAUCAGAAGAUCCUCAUCACCCCAGCCCUGAGUCUACUGAAUGCCCACGGAGCCCAGUUUGAUGCGGCCCAGGUCCUGGAGCUGCUGCCUCACGACUGGCCGGUCACAACCGUGAAGGCCUUCCUACUGAGGAGCAUCAGAGGCAGCAUGGACACUCACCGCACCGGGAAGAUAGAGUAUAACCUUUCCAGGGGAGAGAACCUGAGGGUUAGAGAGCAGUACAUCAGUCUACAAGGAGAUCCAAUAGUUAUCACUGAUAACACGAGGUGUCCGGUGUGUAACCUUCCGUUCAGUGACGCGGCUUUUGUCCGCUACCCCAAUGGGGUCAUCACUCACCUCAAGUGUGGUAGGAACAAGACCAUUUGUCCUGUGACUGGUACAUGGUUUGGAAAGGUUUAAUUAUAGUUUUUUCAUUUUUUUUAUUAUGCUGUAAAUGUCAGUGUGACUACGAGGCAGGGAAUGCAAUUUUGCCUCCAUUUUUCAGACCUCUCAAGUAUUUAUAUGCGCCAGCCACUGAAUUGCAUGUACGCUAAAUCUCCAACAUCUGCAGAUCGCCAUUUUCUUUUGCGCAUUCAGUGUAUCAUGUUGACAGAUGAUGCACACAUGUGCCAGUGUGAACCGGUUUGCCAGGUGGACCGUAUAAUAAUGUGGAAACGAAUCUACGUAGUGCUGAUAAUCAUCAGUGUUCAAACUCCAAAAACACAUUUGGCUGCAAAAACAAAACCAAAAAACACUAAAAGAAUGCCAGAGUACCAAUAAAAAUCAUCAUAAUCAUUACUUGUCAUGAUCGUAUAAGCUUAUUGUUCCAGCUCUCUGGGUUCGGUAAAACUAAAUGACAACCGUUUGCUAAAGGCCGAGGUUUCAUCUGACAUUGACUCUAUCUCUCUAUACUCGUUGUUUCUCUUCCACCCCAUCGUUCUGAGGGCUCGCUGCAAUAGCGACCUGAAGACCUUGUAUCGCUCGGGUAGCUGCUUGUAGAGAAGAACAGUCACAAUCAGGAGAAAAACGAGGAGGGUCAUCCCCACUGAUAUCGAGACUAUUAUAUUCUGAGCCCCAGGAAUAUCCUGUGUGUAGAGAGUGGAAACUGAGAAACACCACAGAUUGAAGAGCAUUGCCGCCUCAAGUACGUCCAGGUACCACUUUUCGUAAAGUCCGCGUAGGACGAUCAUUCCAAGCAAAAGAAACACGGUGACUGCCCCUGUGCACACCAGGUUUAUGGCUACCUCGUUCUUGUAGUUGAAGGCGUACACUGCCAGG
Messenger RNA from Geodia barretti, 3577 nucleotides. The record is from the annotation of a GenBank genome assembly. NCBI's taxonomy places the organism in Eukaryota, Metazoa, Porifera, Demospongiae, Tetractinellida, Geodiidae.